GCCCCCUCGCGGCCAGUUGUGGGAUAGAAAAGCUCGCAGCCGGUUCUUCUACCGGACGCGGUUCCGCACGACUGGUGGGGUGUGCGGAGGCACUCCCCGUUGGUCGGACCGGCUCCGGGAUGGCUCCCAAACCUCCAAACUCUGUGGAGGGGCUCCGCGUCGCCGGUAACCAGAGCUUCCGCAACGGCCAGUACGCCGAGGCCUCCGCGCUCUACGGCCGCGCGCUGCGGUCGCUGCAGGCGCGAGCAGGUUCUUCAGACCCCGAAGAAGAAAGUGUUCUUUACUCCAACCGAGCAGCGUGCCACUUGAAGGAUGGAAACUGCACAGACUGCAUCAAAGAUUGCACUUCAGCACUGGCCUUGGUUCCCUUUGGCGUCAAGCCCCUGCUGCGACGUGCUGCUGCCUAUGAGGCUAUGGAGAAGUAUCCACUGGCCUAUGUCGACUACAUGACUGUACUGCAGAUUGAUUAUAGUGUGACAUCAGCCCUGGAAGGCAUUAACAGAAUGACCAGAGCUCUCAAGGACUUGCUUGGGCCAGAGUGGCGUCUGAAGCUGCCUCCUAUCCCCUCAGUUCCUGUUUCAGCUCAGAAGAGAUGGGAUUCCUUGCUUUUGGAGAACCACAAAGAAACAGCUAAAACCAAGACCACACAUACAAAGAACAAAGUGCCUUCUUCUGGGAAUAUGGAGAGAGCCAAAGUUCUGAAGGAAGAAGGCAAUGAGCUUGUAAAGAAGGGAAACCAUAAGAAAGCCAUUGAGAAGUACAGUGAAAGCCUCUCGUUCAAUAAUCUGGAGUCUGCCACAUACACCAACAGAGCACUCUGCCACUUGGUCCUGAAGCAGUACAAGGAAGCAGUGAGGGAUUGCACCGAUGCCCUCAAGCUGGAUGGAAAGAAUGUGAAGGCAUUUUACAGGCGGGCCCAAGCUUACAAGGCACUGAAGGACUAUAAAUGCAGCCUUGCAGACAUCAGCAGUCUCCUGCAAAUUGAGCCCAGGAACGGCCCUGCACAGAAGUUGCAGCAGGAAGUUAACCAGAGCUUAAAAUAAAAACCCAAAGGGCAGCAGGAAACCUCUGCUUGACCUUCCCCAGAGAAGCCAGGGACCUCCUUCCUUUGUGCCUGCUCCUGAGAUCCAGCAUGCCCCAGAGUAAGCUGUGAAGUACCCUUUUCUGCCCCUCAGAGGGGCGAUGGCCUCCCACCUCUUUCCCCUUAAGAGCUUUGCUUAUUCAAAUUAUGCUCAGUGCAGUCAAAUAUAGAUACUGUUAUUUUGCUGGAAAGAUACCCCAACUAGAGCUGAAGCCUAGGGGCCAUGCCCCGUCAUCCACUCCCACCUAUCUCAGAUGGCUAGAGGAGCACAAAAGCAGAGCCUCAUCAGCAGAGCCCCUGGCAUGUUCCAGACUGAGUGCUACCUUUUAGUUUCACCAGAGCCUACCCCACUGCAGUUAACCUGAGCCACACUGAGCUCCUGGGCAAGAGUUGGGGGUUAAGGAUAAAGCAAGAAAACCCUGGCCCACCACACCCAAAGCAGCCUGUUGAGCUGGUUCUCCAGGGCUGCAGCAGUCACCUCACAUGUGCAGCUGCUCUCUUCACCUUGUCUUUGGCACAGUCUCCCAUGUUUGGAGCCCCAGUGCCUUUUGUCUGGGCCCUCAUUUGAUGGGCAUGCAGAGCCCUGACCCUUGGAUGGCUUGGUCUUUCACCCUCUCUGUGCUGCUGCCUCCUGCAUGGAGGUCCCUAAGCUGUUUCAAAAACCCAGUGGUUGUGGCCACUCUUCCUGGAGAUGGGAUGGGAGAAAGGCCUCCUUGGGGUCAGUGCCGUUCUAUUUGGGGCAGCAGCUUGCCCAUUGACCCACAGUAACAGCCUCCUCCAGGCUUCCUAGUUCUUUGUAAUAUAAAGUUAUUUUGAACUGAACUAAUUCUGUGUUCUAUGCUAUUGCAUUAAAAGUCUUUCAUCUACAAAAAAGCGUACUUUCAUUUAUGCUUUUCUCAGCUCUGUGCCUUAAUCUUUUUAGUAAUAAAAAAGCUACUGCUUAUUGA
This is a messenger RNA of Choloepus didactylus (southern two-toed sloth), 2028 nucleotides long. It is a transcript of the gene TOMM34, whose product is annotated as translocase of outer mitochondrial membrane 34. Gene Ontology annotation, molecular function: heat shock protein binding. Bases 120 to 1043 code for a protein of 307 amino acids. Lineage: Eukaryota; Metazoa; Chordata; Mammalia; Pilosa; Megalonychidae. Gene Ontology annotation, cellular component: cytosol; mitochondrion. The record is from RefSeq and is a predicted model, not a curated record. The transcript is spliced from 7 exons.